Molecule: messenger RNA, 957 nt
Organism: Alternaria atra
Lineage: Eukaryota; Fungi; Ascomycota; Dothideomycetes; Pleosporales; Pleosporaceae
Exons: 4
Coding region: 1-957 (318 amino acids)
Source: RefSeq, a predicted model, not a curated record
AUGUACAACCCUUUCACGACCGAAGCAUGGAUCGAAUAUGCGGUUGGAAUGGUCAUCAUACUGUGUCGGAUCAUAGCGCGUUGUCGGCAGAUUGGAUUGAACUGGGAUGGAGAUGAUUACUUCGCCGUACUCUGUGCCCUCUUCUUUACCGCUGAGCUCGUUAUGCUAGAGCUCAUCGGUAGAUACGGUUCUAUUACAGGAAUGAGUAAUGAGAUCGCAUUGGAACUUACGCCUGAGCAAACCCAACGUAUCGUUGUGGGUAGCAAGUGCCUUCUUGCUGGAUGGAUACUUCUCAAUCUCCAGCAAAGAAACCUCGUCAAGAUCACUGGGGCUGUCUGCAUUGCAGCAUACAUUGCCACUAUCAUCGUAUACCUCACACACUGCCAUCCGAUCCAUCGGCUAUGGCAAGUAUAUCCAUAUCCUGAUGAUGACUGUGCCCUCAAUAUCUCCAAGUACUUGGCUUUGGUAGUCACGAACGUAACUACCGAUCUCAUGAUUCUUUUCAUCCCGAUGCCUCUGCUAUGGAGCGUCCGGCUGCCUUUGCAGAGGAAGCUGCUAUAUGGAUUUUGGCUCUGUACCGGAAUCUUCAUCAUGACUGCGACACUACUCCGUUGCAUUUUGUGUCUCCAAGACGUUUCCCAAAUCAACGUUGGUACCAUAUGGUCGAUCCGUGAGACGUUCGUCGGAAUUAUAGCUGUCAACGCACCCAUUCUCAAACCCUUCUUCACUCAGGCCAAGAAAGCUGUUUCAUCUGGCAAGCCGUCACACGAUAGUUCUGGCAACGCUCUCCCGGAUAGCCUCCGUUUGUCGCAUGUUGAGAGAAAGGGUAAAAAGAGAACGGUACAUGAGAUCACGAACAUGGAUACGACGAUGAACGAGAGCGAGGAGCACAUCAUCAGCCCGGUGGGUAGAGCUUGCAGUGACACCAGUUCAAGAGACGAGAGGGGCGAAGUGUGA